Vicia villosa (hairy vetch) is the source of this 945-nucleotide messenger RNA. RefSeq names its product potassium transporter 7-like. Gene Ontology annotation, biological process: potassium ion transmembrane transport. Lineage: Eukaryota; Viridiplantae; Streptophyta; Magnoliopsida; Fabales; Fabaceae. The transcript has 5 exons. The coding region runs from base 262 to 945 and encodes 227 amino acids. The record is from RefSeq and is a predicted model, not a curated record. Gene Ontology annotation, molecular function: potassium ion transmembrane transporter activity. Gene Ontology annotation, cellular component: vacuolar membrane; plant-type vacuole.
ACUAUGUUUACAUGAUAGCACACAAGCAUAACUGUCCUAUAUAUACUUUAUUUCUAACAAUUUACAACAAAUAUUUACUACUGCAGUCUAUUAACUUGGUCUGGGAGAAUGGAAAACCUUUUUUGUUUUAGUUUUAUUUCUGAAGGGGGUUAGCUAUGUAGGCGUAUUAAUAAGCUGAGUUGAUUUAUAAGCUUAUAGUUUGGUCAUUUAUAUAACUGCAUUAAUCUUUUCUUCAAUUUUAACUAUGCAGAUGAAGUGGUGAUGAUUUCAGUUGCCUGCUUGAUUGUUUUGUUCAGUGUACAAAAGUUUGGAAUGAGUAAAGUGGGACUUGCAGUUGGACCUGCUUUGUUCAUAUGGUUUUGUUCUCUUGCGGGUAUUGGGAUAUACAAUCUUGUCAAAUAUGACAGAAGUGUCUUGAGGGCAUUUAAUCCUAUUCAUAUCUACUAUUUCUUCAAGAGGAACUCAACUAAAGCAUGGUAUUCUCUUGGGGGAUGUCUUCUGUGUGCAACUGGUUCUGAAGCCAUAUUUGCAGAUCUUUGCUACUUUUCUGUACGAUCAGUGCAGCUUACGUUUAUCUUUCUUGUUUUGCCAUGUCUGCUAUUGGGUUAUUUGGGUCAAGCUGCAUACCUUAUGGAAAACCAUGCUGAUAUUGGUCAGGCCUUUUAUUCAUCUGUUCCGAGUCCUCAUCAUAUAACUGGAAAUGGUGUUGGAUUCAAACCAGACAUAUUGGACAUGGAUGUACUGGACAAAGUUCUUGAACUUAGUGGUGAGAUGAAGUUUGGUUCAGAUUUGGUGAGGUUUGAUUUGUGUAUGGAGGUUGAAGGUAAUAUUGAUGAAGGUUGUUUGGAUUGUGAAAUGAGAAAGAAGAUUGAAGGAUAUUUGCUCUGUUUUUUCAAGUUUUUGGAGGAAGAUAUUUGGCAGAGUUUCACUACAUUUGGCUCAUAG